GCUGUGGCAGGGAAGGAGGAAGGCUCAAACUGGGGGCUGCACCCAGCCAACUGAGCCCUUCUCAGGCGACGUCCGAUGGGUGUGUCAGGCAGGAGGUGAUAUUUGACUGGGCUGGCGCGGGCGAGCCGCUGCGGAGCCAAGGGCACCAGGCAUUGGGCUAGAGAUGGCCUCCCCGGACCGGCCGCCUGCCACCAGCUAUGCCCCACCCGAAGUGCCCCUGGGGGUCGUGCUGUUCUUCACCAUCCCCUACGCCUUCUUCUUGCCCGAGCUGAUAUUUGGGUGCUGGGUGUGGAUCCUGGUAGCUGCCACCCAGGUAGCAAACCCGUUGCUGCAAGGAUGGGUGAUGUAUGUCUCGCUCACCUCGUUUCUCAUCUCCCUGAUGUUCCUAUUGUCUUACCUGUUUGGAUUUUACAAAAGAUACGAGUCCUGGAGAGUCCUGGACAGUCUGUACCACGGCACCACAGGCAUCCUGUACAUGAGUGCUGCCGUCCUGCAGGCACACGCCACCAUCGUUUCUGAGACGCAGGACCUGAAGAACUACUACAUCAACACGGCAGCCUCGUUCUUCGCCUUCAUCACUGCCCUGCUCUACAUCCUCCACGCCUUCAGCAUCUACUACCACUGAAGAGGCGGGGAGCCGGGCCGCGGGGAGAAGCGCCCCAGCAACACCUGGAUGAUGGGCUCCGGAAAGUCGCUCUCAACAUUGACCAUGUGGAUGACAAACAGAAGAUCAGCAAGAACAUCAACAGGCUGGACAGACCAGCUUCUCAGACUGAGUGAUGAAAUCGCACUCUGGCAUCUCUGUUUGGACAUUUUUAAUUCAUUACGGCGAACAUGAAAAAGCUGGGGGGGGGGGCGGUUCUUUUGCUUGUUUGGUUGGUUGGUUUGGUUUUUGCCUGGGAAAGUAACUGUCCCUUCCGACAGGGCACCUCACUCUUCUGGAAAACCGACAUCCAAAGUCCUCACAGGUGAGAAUCCCAGAUCUGCCACUGUCUAUUUGGGGAUUCUGCCUCAGGAGUCAGGUUCCCCCAGAGCAGGUUUAAGGGAACACUCAUUCUUGUUCUGUUAAAAUCGAAAUGGUGCUGUCGAUGCCUUCAGAUCUGAAGAAGACCCACAGACCUUGUUCCUGAGGCAUGGUUCUGCCUUUGCUUUGAGCAGUGGUCCAAAUCCUCUCUCCCCUCCCCCGGGGGAGCUGACAGGGACGAGCCACACUGUCCCGCCCCUCCCACUGCCCCCUUCCCUUUCCUCCCCAGUUUUGGGAUCCAAGGAAAAUCUUCAUAAAAGCAACUUUGAGGGUAGAUUUGUGGGGAAAAUAAGUGACUGACUCUACAAAAUUGUUAUGCAGUAAGAACUGGGCGGGGGGGGGGGGGGGGGGCGGCCUGCUUCUCCACAAGGCGGGCCUGACAGAAAACCGCAAGGCUGCAGGACGCUUGUGCCAGGCCUCCAGAAACCUGCUUCUUAAGGACUAGAAGCCACCUUUUCCCUCAGAAAAGACCAUCAAGGAAAUGAGGCAGGACGUUCCAGGCAAGGAUUCUUCUGUGGGCUUCUGUCCCACGACGUGGGACAUCUCAGGAAGCCAGAAAGGACCCCCGUCCCAGGGUCCGUGCUCUUCCACAUGCACCCACACCCCCUGCGUCCCCCCUGAGUGGCACCAGCUGUGUGGGGCCUCAUGGGGGGAAGGGCUCGCACACCCCGACAUGCAAAGGCAUCCGUGAUUUGGGGCCAUUCUCAAAGGAAAGGGCGGCGUUAUGCACACAGAAACAUAUAAUCAAGGUGCUUGAUUUCAAAGUACAUAUUUUUCAAAAGGAAGCUGCGCUCUCCGGCCUGUCUUCAUCUGUGCAGGGGUUCCAGCCCAGUCUUCCGACUGAGCACCGGGCCUCCCGCCCCGGGUGAGCAGGGCACGGCCCCACGGCUGCACAUGUCUGCUCUGGUUUUGAAAUGGGAUGAAUUAUUACGGAAAGGGACUAGUCUUAGCUGAUUCUGGGCUUACAGUUUGUUACCAAUUUUUUUUUUUUGCUGCUCCUGGGGGGUGGGGGGCGGGUACAGGGAGCCACCAACGAGAAAAUUCUGGCUUAUUCUUGUUGACCACGCACUUCCUGACCACCGUGUUAUCUUGAAAAGCCACGAUUUAUCCCUCAUUUUAUUGCCUGGGAUGAUUACUGUUCAAUAUUUACCGAGUAGCCACAUCCAAAUAAAAGUUGUGUGUACAG
Neomonachus schauinslandi (Hawaiian monk seal) is the source of this 2210-nucleotide messenger RNA. RefSeq names its product mal, T cell differentiation protein like (gene MALL). Gene Ontology annotation, molecular function: structural constituent of myelin sheath. Gene Ontology annotation, biological process: myelination. The transcript is spliced from 5 exons. Bases 164 to 625 code for a protein of 153 amino acids. The record is from RefSeq and is a predicted model, not a curated record. Gene Ontology annotation, cellular component: membrane. NCBI's taxonomy places the organism in Eukaryota, Metazoa, Chordata, Mammalia, Carnivora, Phocidae.